Molecule: messenger RNA, 596 nt
Organism: Bursaphelenchus xylophilus (pine wood nematode)
Lineage: Eukaryota; Metazoa; Nematoda; Chromadorea; Rhabditida; Aphelenchoididae
Source: the annotation of a GenBank genome assembly
AUGGAAUUGCAGUAGGUUUAUCAUUUUUUUGUUUAUUUACUGUACGAUUAACCCCUUAGGCGUGUCUGAGUCACGUUUUUUUACUUAAUUUCUGAUGGUUAAUGUAAUUAUUUUUCCUUUCUUUGAACAUCUGUUCUUUCAGCAGGAUUUUAACUCGAUUUGUUCGCCUCCAACCUUUCCUCAGUCAACAUCGACGAUUUCUCUGUCAGAAAAUGAGUGACGAGGUCAAGAAGGCCCAGACCGCCGAUCCCAAUGUCCAGGACACCAUCUUCGGGAAGAUAAUCAGAAAGGAAAUCCCGGCCAAGAUCAUCUACGAAGAUGAAAAUGUGCUCGCAUUCCAUGAUGUGUCCCCCCAAGCACCCGUUCACUUUCUGGUCAUUCCGAAGAAGCCUAUUACGAUGAUCGAGAAGGCCGGAAAGGAGGAUGAGGCCCUUCUGGGCAAACUUUUCUUGGCCGCCAAAGAUGUGGCCAAGACUGUUGGCCUGGAAAACGGAUACAGAAUUGUGGUGAACAACGGGAAGGAGGGAUGUCAAAGUGUGUACCAUCUCCAUCUGCAUGUCCUUGGCGGUCGUCAACUGAACUGGCCUCCAGGAUAA